Messenger RNA from Pogona vitticeps (central bearded dragon), 2224 nucleotides. RefSeq names its product ribosomal protein S6 kinase related (gene RSKR). Gene Ontology annotation, molecular function: ATP binding; protein serine/threonine kinase activity. The record is from RefSeq and is a predicted model, not a curated record. Gene Ontology annotation, biological process: protein phosphorylation. NCBI's taxonomy places the organism in Eukaryota, Metazoa, Chordata, Lepidosauria, Squamata, Agamidae.
AUGCGUCGGCGCUACGAGGGACCAAAACGUUCGGCCGGAGUCGGGAGGAGCGGAGGCGCUCGGCCAAGCCGGCCUCCCCGAGACGGCCGUGAACUGCGGGCUCCUGGCACCUUGCGGUCGAGCACGGUCCGGGGAGGCGGCGGGGGCCACGGUGGGCACUCGGAGGGACCGGGAGGGGGGGUCCGGCCGGAGGAGGGAGGAGGAAGGACCGGCGACCAUGGGGGCCGCGGGCAGCAGCCGCCCCGAAGAUGCUCGCCAAGCCCCGAGCAGGAGGAGGAGGAGGAGGAGGAAGAGGAGGAAGAAGAGGAUGAUGAAGAAGAAGAAGCGGAGAAGGAGAAGAAGAAGGCGUCGUCGUCGUCCGAGGUGCUCAAGGGUCGAGCCCCCCACGUCCUGCCCGGCGUCUCGUGGGCCCAGACGUGGAAGACCCUCCUCUCCCAUGUCGGGGAGACCCUCGUGGGUCUUGAACGGGCUUUUCUCUCCCGCAACCCCCUGAAGCCCGAGCAGGUGGUGGCCGCGGUGGCCGAGAAGCGGCCCCAGCUGGUGGAGAAAGAGGGGGUGGAUCGGGCCGUCCCCCAGUGCGUCUCCCUCUUCUUACCUGAGUUCCCUGUUCAGCCUCCUCGCCCACUGAAGAUCGUGGGCUUUGUCGCGAAAGGAUCCUUCGGGACGGUCCUGAAAGUGCUGGAUUGCAGGCAGGAAAAAGUCUUUGCUGUCAAGGUGGUACCAAAGGUGGAGGUUCUCCGACGGGACACCCUGAAGCAAUGCAAGGAGGAAGUCAGUAUCCAGAAGCAGGUCCGCCACCCGUUCGUUCACGGCUUGGGGGACACCUGGCAGGGCCAGCGCCACCUCUUUAUCAUGUGCCCCUACUGCAGCUCCGGGGACCUCUACACCUUGUGGAAAUCGGUCGGCCACUUUGCCGAAGCCGUGAUCCGGCUCUUUGCCACGGAGCUGGUCCUGGUGCUCGCCUACCUCCACAACCUGGGCAUCGUCCAUCGUGACGUCAAGAUGGAAAACAUCCUCCUGGAUGAACAAGGUCACUUGAAGCUGACCGACUUUGGCCUUUCCCGUCACCUCCCCUGGGGAGAACGCGCGUACACCAUCUGCGGGACCCUCCACUACAUGGCCCCAGAGGUGCUGAGCGGCGGCCCUUACGCCCACGCCGCGGACUGGUGGUCCAUGGGAGUGCUGCUCUUCGCCCUGGCCACGGGAAAGUUCCCGCUGGCCCCGGAGAAAGACCACGUCGCCAUGCUGGAGAGCGUGAGACGCUGCGGCUACGCUAUCCCGUCCACGCUCGGCCUGGGCCUUCGCCUCCUCCUCUGCGAGCUCCUGUGCCAGGAUCCGCAGCGGCGCCUGCGCUACCUCCACCACUUCCGUGGCCACCUCUUUUUCCGUGGCAUGACGUUCGACGCCGAAAUCCUCCGGAAGCAGCCGGUGGAGUUUGUGCUGGGGCUGCAGCGAGCCCAGGAGACCCGGAUAGACUCUGCCGCCUUUUCGGAUUUCGACCUUGACCUCACGGCCCCUCCAAGCCAGCCGUGGCCAGGCUGAGCCGCGCCCCACGAGCCAGCCUCCAAGGGGGUGAACGGGGGGGAGGGUGUGGGGACAGGAAACCUCCCCCCCCCAUGGCCACUGUGAGCCAUUCUCAGGCCAUCCUUCUGCACUCAGGAACACGCCUCUCCCGGGCAGCUUUGGAGGUCGGCGGGGGCCACCCACGGAUCUCAGGGACUCUCAAGGCUGGGCCACCCCUCCCACCGGCCCGGUCGCCAACUCAGGGGUCCCCUUUCCACGCACCAGCGCCUGGCUACCGAGCCCUCCUGCUAUGCAAGAUGGAGACGUGGGUUGAACUGGGAGCAUUGGGAGGGGGGGUUCCCAGCGAUUGGAAGGGCCACGGAGAGGAGAGGGAAGCCACCUCUUCCCCAGCACCUGCAUGAGAGCAUCAUCGGUGGGGGUCAGAAUGACACAGGGCUUUGUACCCAACUGAAUGGAAAAGUUACAAGUGGAUUGGGCAGCCGACCAUUUCCACCUGCUGAAGAAGCCUGUGAGAUCCGGAAGCUUGCACUCUUCCCAACUUGACCCCAGUUCUGAACCAAAGAUCCUUCCUUCCUUCUGGAUGUGUUUGGGUUGAAUUAUCUGAGGCCUGACAGGGAAGCCUCUCUCUCUUUCCUCCACUCCAGUUUCUAUAACUCCUUUUUCUCUGUAAGCAAGCAAUAAACUCUUUCUCUGGGUCUGA